Messenger RNA from Cimex lectularius (bed bug), 2474 nucleotides. RefSeq names its product alpha-tubulin N-acetyltransferase-like. NCBI's taxonomy places the organism in Eukaryota, Metazoa, Arthropoda, Insecta, Hemiptera, Cimicidae. Gene Ontology annotation, biological process: alpha-tubulin acetylation. Bases 368 to 1105 code for a protein of 245 amino acids. The record is from RefSeq and is a predicted model, not a curated record. Gene Ontology annotation, cellular component: microtubule. The transcript has 8 exons. Gene Ontology annotation, molecular function: tubulin N-acetyltransferase activity.
GACAGUUAUGAAACACUAAAAAAAAGAUAAUACCGUUUGACACUUAACAAGAAAAUGUUGAGAAGUCGGGUAUAACAAUAAUAAAUUGAAUUUCGACUAAAUAAAAAUAAAAACUGAUUUUAAUUGAAUAGUUAGACGGGUAAAUGUGAGAGUUUUAACGGAAAGCUUUUCCGAGUUAGGUUUUGAAAUUUCCAAAUCAGCUGUGAGAUGAUAGGUACUAGUAGCCCAUUCAGAAGAACAAGUGUUACGUCAGUCUCCACGGGUUUUUAAUUCAUUGAAAUUUAUCUCCAUAUUUUCAUUUUUUUAAAAUUCGUACCCACACUCUCUGCACGGGGAUCAAUUAGUUUCGAAAGUGCAACUGAAAAAAAUGAACUUCAACUUCGGAAUAAAUAGCUUUUUAAGGCGUGAGAUCACGAAGAUUGACAACACUCUUCUGCCAGAAGGAUUCGCCGGCGACAGAAGGAGCAUGAGGGCAUGUAUGCAGGUGGUAAAUGAUAUUUUAAACGAUAUGGGCCUGGCGUCGGCUAAGGCACAAGGUCUUGUAAAACCUAUAACGAGUGCAGACAAACUGAGAAAUUCGGAGCAUAUUGUCUACCUUCUUGUCGAUAAAGAAGGCAACAAAUCGAAUGGAUCUGUGAUAGGAAUGUUGAAAAUGGGAAGGAAGCGGCUGUACAUGUUUGACGAACGUGGACAAUGUAAUGAGACUGUGCCCCUCUGCGUACUCGACUUCUACGUUCACGAAUCAAAACAGAGGAUGGGCUGUGGAAAAAAACUCUUCAAUUAUAUGCUACAUGAGGAAGGGGUGGAACCAGAAAAACUGGCAAUUGAUCGUCCUUCAGAGAAAUUUCUCAGAUUCCUUCAAAAACAUUACAAUUUAACACAUUCUGUACACCAGACUAAUAAUUUUGUUGUUUUUUCUGGCUUUUUCAACAAUACACCUCAAGAUAAAGAAACUCAUUUAAAAAGUUCUCAUCAUUGUGGAAUCUCAUCACCCCAAAUUUCACCAUACAGUACUGGGAACAAAUUAACGUUCAAUGGAAGGCACACUGCUUUCAAGCGAGAAACAACUAUGGGACAGAUAAUUCAAACUAAUCAUCUGAUGUAAGAUGAAAAAAAGUUGCCGGAGAACAACGGUGAGAAGUGAAUUGAGCACAAAAUUCUGCACGUUCUCGACGACACAUCAAGCUAGCACAUUUCUGCCAAUCUGGCGCUGGAAAAUAAUCCCUUAUACAAAUACUCAGCAAAAUUAUAGUUCCUUGUUUUGUUUAUUUCAUUUUAUGUUUUCUAUUUUAAAUACACACACAAAAUACACACGCAUAUAUACACACACACACUACAUACACAGACAUAAACAUACAUAUAUGUGAUUAUUUAUUAAGUUUUAAUGUUUUAUCCUAAAGGGCUUUACUUGCAUUACAUUUGCACAUGUGGGUUAACUUAUUUUGUUUACUUGUUAAAUAUUUAUAAAAUUCUUAGAUUCAAUGAAAUUGUUAUAGCUGAUCAAUUAUCAUAUAUAUCACUAGAUGUUAUUAUUUUUAAGAAAGGCAUUUAUUUACUUUGUUACCCUUCGAACCAAAUUGUUAUCUUCUAGUGCAUUUUUGCUAUAAGUCUCUGUGCAAUACAAACCCUAAGCAGGAUGAUCUUUUAAAAAAAAUCAUUCUUCUUGUUUUUUUAAAUAAGUUUUAUAAAAUGUUAUAUUCUGACAUUUAUGCUCCAUGCUCCGUGUUGAUUUUUUUUAUAUGGUUAAAAAUAAUGUUAUAAUACUAUAAAAUAGUAUGUACCAAUGUUAUGGGCAGCUCAAGAGGUUUAUAAAUAUUAACUGCAGCAACAAGAUUUUUAUAUGCAACAUGUAUUCAGUAUUGAUCCCAUAUAUAUAUUUAUAAGUGUAAAAAAAGUAUUUUAUGAUACAAAUUUGUAUUCAUUGAAUAGAUUGAAUGUACAUAAAAAAGAAGGAAAGUAUAUCUUUUGUACAAUUUUCAUAUGGUAAUUAUUACAAAUUUUUACAUAAUUCAUAGUCGGUUAUUGAGACAAUAAAUUUGUACAGUUGGAAUGUUAAGCAUAAAGAUAUUGAAUAAUUUAUAACAAAUUUUAUUAAAUAUGUUGAAACAUGGAAGCAUUUACUUUAAAUAUUUAAGUUGACUUUCUGUACAAAAGAAGGUGAAUAUCUAUUAAAUUUAAUUAAAUGCGAAAAAUUUUGUGCCUAACCAAAUCGCUUUUCUAAGAAAAUUCAUAUUUGGCUACUUGAUUUUAACAAUAUUAUCAUAAUGUGAUAAUCCAUUUGUCAUAUAUGUUUAACUCACUUAAACAGUAUUAUCCCAAUGUGAAUUAGCCUGUGAUAUGUGGAUAUUUUGGAGUGUAACUCUUAUUAUUUAUUAAUUACAUUAAAUCAUGUUUUCACUGUUUGCACUAAAUUUUAAUCUAAGCUUGCUUUUUUUAAUAUGUAUAUUGAAAUAAAACAAUGUGGUUUAUGGUGA